Molecule: messenger RNA, 3297 nt
Organism: Labeo rohita (rohu)
Lineage: Eukaryota; Metazoa; Chordata; Actinopteri; Cypriniformes; Cyprinidae
Gene: orai1a
Product: ORAI calcium release-activated calcium modulator 1a
Exons: 2
Coding region: 189-878 (229 amino acids)
Biological process (GO): store-operated calcium entry
Cellular component (GO): membrane
Molecular function (GO): store-operated calcium channel activity
Source: RefSeq, a predicted model, not a curated record
CUUGUAGUUUCCGAUGGAUCCGACUGUAGUACCGAGUAACUGGGAUUGGUCAUUUUACAAUCUGAGUAUGUCACAUCGGAUUGACGAAGGGUACGAAGGGAACGAAGGGUAAUUAAGAAGACACAAGGGCGAUCUCGGACUAAAGCUCAACGUUUCAAAACUCCUGAACUUACACCAGAACAAGAGCAAUGAGUUCGAACGAGCACUCGCUUCAAGCUUUGUCAUGGAGAAAACUUUACUUGAGUCGAGCUAAACUUAAAGCGACCAGCAGGACCUCUGCUCUGCUCUCCGGCUUUGCUAUGGUGGCGAUGGUGGAGGUCCAGCUAGAGAAUGAUCACGAAUACCCUCCUGGCUUAUUGAUUGCUUUCAGUGCCUGCACAACAGUGCUGGUGGCGGUCCAUCUCUUUGCCUUGAUGAUCAGCACAUGUAUCCUGCCCAACCUGGAGGCCGUAAGCAACGUCCACAACCUCAACUCCAUAAAGGAAUCGCCACACGAACGGAUGCACCGCCACAUCGAGCUGGCCUGGGCCUUCUCCACCGUCAUAGGCACCCUUCUCUUUCUCGCAGAGGUGGUUCUUCUCUGCUGGGUGAAGUUUCUCCCUCUGAAGAAUAAAAAUAAAACACCUACCCCCAAUGUCACUGAAUCUCCGGGUAUAAGCCCAGGGGAAGCAGCAGCAAUAGCCUCUACCUCCAUCAUGGUGCCUUUUGGCUUGGUGUUCAUUGUUUUUGCCGUGCAUUUCUACCGUUCGCUGGUCAGCCACAAAACGGAGCGGCAGCACCAGGAGUUGGAGGUUCUGAGCAAAAUCACACAGAUGCAAAACCAACUGGAUCACAGAGGAGAGGCAUCCAACCUGUCCUCUUCAGCACAUUUUGCUUAGUUGAUGCACUUAGAUGAGCCCUUGUUCUCAUGCCAAAUAUAAACAUGGACUGUUGUCAUUAAUAGACAUUAGAUGGGAAUCAGGGAUUCUGCAAUAUGAUAGUAUCACUGUAUGGUGAUGCCUUAUGUUUUUCUUGUUAGUUUCUUUUAGUGUACAUACAAGCAUUUAUAUAGAUGGGGGAAUUUUAAACUGUGCCGCCACGCUGUUUUAACCGGUAUUUCAGUGAUCUGUUUGCACACAAAUAAGAGAAAAUAUUCAGUUUAAAAAAAAAAAAAAAGAUUUUGUAACAAUUACAAAUAUGUUUGAAGUUGGCUGGAAUCAGAAGUUGUCAUAGUCUUCUCUAUUGUAAUGUAUAAGAAAUAAAUAAAAAAAAAAAAAUGUAGGAUGAGACUUGAUUUUAAAAGCCCCUUUGGUAACACUGGUAACACUGAUUGUGUAUACCCCUCCAUGUUUACAAAGACAACACGGGGAGGUCAUUUCUGGUUAGUGUUGUCACAUAAUUUACAGGUAUUUUGAAAUGGAUGUGUGAAUGGUGCUUUACCGGUAAAAAAAAAAGGAACGUCGUUGCCUGUGUGAACAGUGCACUUUUUUUAAUUUACCAGUAAAGUCGUUCCGGUAAGUUUACAACAAUUUACUGGUUUAUUGUAUGAAAGGGGCUUUUAAAAUUUGUGUAACUGGAAUUGAUUGGAUCAUUGUCGUGUGCCAUUGCUGCAGUCUCAUGCGAGUGACAGGUUGACGCAGGCUUGUCUCAGUAAACACGUCAUCAGAAUAAAGAAUUGGUGUUUAUAUAUAUAUAUAUAUAUAUAUAUAUACAUUUUAUAUACAGAUUAUUGUUUAAUGAUUAUGAGAUGAGGACACUUGAAUUCUAGAAAAAUAACAAUGAAAAUUUUUUAAUAAAUACUGCAGUAUUCCAUUAAAAAUAAGACUUUAAUAAAUAAGAAUUGACUUUAAAAGAAAAUAUUAAAGAUGAUUGGCAUCAGUGAAUUUAUUCAAUUUGAGGUUAAAGUAACAUUAGAACAUAAUAUUAAAUGACAUUAAUGUUAAAAUUAAAAUAACAUUGAAGCAUAAAAUAUACUGUUUUGAUCCCCUCCCUCAGUCCUCUGCUCAGUUUUUAUUUAUUUAUUUUUUAGAUUGGUUUGGAUGCUUCCAAAAAACAAAAUAAUUUUACAUUCUGAUUUGGUAGUUGAUUAAAUAGUGACACCAACAUGUUUGCCAGAGCUGUUUGGUUGUUUUAGUUCAGUAUUUCCAUUUACUGUUAGGCUAAAUCAUCCAAAUGCAUAUUAAUCUUUCCAGUAUUAUGAUAAUUGAUUCAUUCUUUUUUGUUCAGUUUAACUGCAUAAAGCCUAAAGUCAAAAUAUUUUUUCGACAUUGUGCAAUUAGAAUUUUAUUUUGAAAGCAAUAAAGUGUCAUACUUGCAUGCAUGAAAGUGUCAUUGAAAAUAACAUUUGGUAUAACAUUUUGUAGACCCGUCUUCCUAAAACCCACUUUUUAAAAAUCGCUGGAAUUUUUGUAAAUGAUAUUUUGUGAAUCAGCCAAAUGGUGUGUUGCGGGUGGCUUCAUUUCAGUCAUUUAAGUGCUCAGAACAUAUGAAAACAUAUUGACAUUGCUGCUUUUUAAGCCGUUAAGAUGAGAAAUAAUGCUUUUCUGGAAACUUUAUCUUUUUACAGGUUACAAACAGCUCAAAUGUAUAUUAUAAAUAUUGUAUAUUUUCUUUUUCUCUGUUUGUUCAGCAUGUUUUGAUUGUGUGAAAAUAAAAUGUAGACUUAUUAUUUUUGAAAUAAUAUAAUGAUAUUUUUAAAAGCCUUUUGCUGUGAAGAGGCUAUUGAAUUAUACUGGUAUAAUUUGUUUACAAAUAGAGACUUUUAUAGUUAUUUUGCUCACCUACUGUAAAGUUCAAAUAAAAGUCGAGCAGUCAUUUUUAGACUAUUUGGAAGACAUUGUAAUGUUUAAAGUUAUUCAGGACGCCUCAGAUUGCGUGGAUCUUAUGUCUUCUAUUACAACAGUUGGUAAUUGACUUGACUUGAUAGUAUCUUUGAAAGUACAUUUUUGUUCUUGUCUAUUUUACUGGUACUGUUUUACUGGCAGACACUUUUCUGUUUCUGUGCCAUUUCAUAGGAAAGUACUUCUAAUGUAACAGUUAUGGAUUGAGUUUAUAUAGAAAAGAAAUUAGUAUGUUAUGUUUUUAUAUUUUAUAUACAGAUUAAAUUUUACCCUGUGAGUAUCUGGGCUGCUAUUUUUGUAAAUCAUUUUAAUAUCCCCACUUAAUAGAGGUUAAAUAAAGCCUUAUUUUCAUAUUUCUUUAUUUUAUAAGAUGCUAGAGUUGGGAGAUGAUGUUUUAUUCUAUGGUACUUUUUUUGGUCAAAGUAUUUGUCAAGCAGAAAAUGUACAUUUGCCAAAUAAAAUAUAUAAGUGAAAGAUU